Messenger RNA from Mercenaria mercenaria, 2581 nucleotides. RefSeq names its product leukotriene-B4 omega-hydroxylase 3-like. Lineage: Eukaryota; Metazoa; Mollusca; Bivalvia; Venerida; Veneridae. Gene Ontology annotation, molecular function: oxidoreductase activity, acting on paired donors, with incorporation or reduction of molecular oxygen; monooxygenase activity; iron ion binding. The record is from RefSeq and is a predicted model, not a curated record.
AUGUCCACGUCUGGAGAACCAACGGAAAAGUGUGAGGCCAAACAGCACCCAAUGAGAAUCAAAGUGCACGGCAAGAUGGAGGAUCUGAAGAAGACGGCAUCCUUCAUUCGCUGGAUCAGGGGUGACGGUGUAGUCGGUGAACGAAAAGAAAGAAAGAAAAAGAAAACCAAAGCUAUGAACCUUACAAGCGGCUACAGAACGUUGAAACCGUGGCUCGGUGACGGUUUACUCAUAUCAAGUGGCGACAAGUGGACUCGCAACCGCCGCCUCCUCACACCAGCUUUCCAUUUUGAUAUCAUCAAUCCAUACUUAGAUGUAAUGAAAACACCAUUUUCUUUUCCGCAAAACCGCAUAAUAGUACACGAGAAGAAAGACUUUGAAAUAUUUCAGCAGAUCUGUUUAUGUACACUUGAUAUUAUCUUGAGAUGCGCCUUCUCGUAUGACAUUGAUGUGCAACGUAGCGGAGAAACACAUCCGUAUGUACAGGCAGUAAAUGAUCUGGCAACAAGUAAUUCUGAACGUUUAAGAGAUCCGAUUUUAGCACCAGUCAUCAUUUUCUCCAGAACUAAGAUGGGGGAAAAGUUCAAGCAAGAUUGCGACUUUGUCCAUAGUGUUGCGGAAGACAUUAUAAAUAACCGCAGACGUGCACUGGAAAUUGAGAAUGAUGUAAGCAACAGAAAAUAUCUUGACUUUCUAGAUAUUUUACUGACAGCAAAAGAUGAAAAUGGUGCUGGUCUGUCAGACAUGGAUAUAAGAAAUGAAGUGGAUACGUUCUUGUUUGAAGGUCAUGACACAACAGCGAGCGCCAUUUCAUGGAUUUUGUAUUCUCUUGCAAAACAUCCAGAAUACCAGGAGAAAUGUCAUGAAGAAAUUGAUGAUCUGUUACAGGGUAGCGAGUCCGACGACAUCAAAUGGAAUGACUUGCCUCAACUAGAAUACCUACGUAUGUGUAUAAAGGAAGGCAUGAGAUUGCACUGUCCGGUAGCUAUAGUUGGUCGUGAAACAACAAAACCCUUUGACCUAGGUGACAUUACGAUUCCACCAGGGACAGGAGUUGUCAUUAACAUAUGGACCCUCCAUCACAACGAACAUGUUUGGGGCAAGGACCAUAUGGAGUACAAACCAGAGAGAUCCACAAAGGAUAAUGUAGCUAAGAUGGACCCCUAUCAAUUUGUUCCUUUCUCAGGCGGACCGAGGAAUUGUUCCGGACAAAGUUAAACGUCUUUAAACUUUGCUAUGAAUAAGGAGAAAGAAGUUCUCGCUAAACUACUACAUAAUUUCAAGUUCAGUCUUACUCCAGGCCAUGAAGUUAAAUGGCGGCUAUCUGCGGUAAUGAGAGCUCAAAAUGGAAUCUCGGCUCGUGUGGAACGCAGAAAACACUGACCAUUGUCAGCUUCGGAGUGAUAAAUUACGUAUUUACAAUAAAUUAAAAGUUACAAACGAUAUUUUACUGCAAAGAAUAUCUUAACUGUUAUUUAAUUAUUUCUUAUCUGUUCUAAAAGCUUCAAUAAAAUGAAUGAUAAUGCGUCGAACAGUAAUAUGCUUAAUAGUCAGUAGUAUUAUCCUGUGUUUUAAGACCACGGAUUAUGUUAAUAUACCCUUCAAGUCAAGUUCUUAUUUAAUACUAAGCUGCUUGAAUCCGUCCUUGUAACAGUGUUAUUUAUUUUCAUGUAAAGACUUUCUGGUCUGUUGAAUUCAUGGAAGAUAACAUCAUUGGUAUUCAUAGCCUUUAUGUAGUGUUCAAAGCCCAUGGCACAACCGGGCGGACGGAGAGACGUAUGGACACAGGCGAAUUUAUGUGUCCUAAACUCAAAACAAGGUGGGGCACAAUAAGUAACUUGUAACGGUAAAAUGAGAGUGAGUGGAGGCACCAGUGUACUACGGAUACACAUCCAGCUUUUCAGAAAAUCCUAAUGACAGUAUGUGUACAGCACGAUCAAUUGUUGUACGUACAUUGUAUAUGUAAUGCACAAAAACCAAAUUCGCAAAACGGAUAUUUCGUGCAUGACUUCUUUCAGAAAGAAAUCGGUUUAUCUCCAUAAUUGCCUAAAAUGUUUUGUUUUGUAACUGAUGACCACAGACACAAUAUCGGGUGUGACGACACUGGAAUGUGUUUUAAGAUUGUGUAUCCGGAUUGCACUUGAAUGGAAUAAUUUUUCAGUUCUUGUUGUGCUAGUGUUGCUCCGUUUGAAUGUACGUCUUGAACAUUCCAAACCCAGCUAUAAUGGCUUGGUUGAGUUAUGCAGUUAAGAAAGUGAAAAUCAGGCCAGAUUUUAUAUUUAUCGUAAAAAGCGCAUGCCGUCCGAACACAUACAACUUAUAAAUGUCUGCCAUCGUUUUCCCAACAAACUGACAAAAUCGGCUCUCGACAAAAAUGCGCAUUUGAGAAAACGUGUCGUAUUUUUUAACAAUACCCACACAUUGCCAAAUUAAAGUAUCUUAGCCGAUGAUUCAGGGCCCGAUUUCAUUCGCGUUGUUUUGGUACUUUUACCUGCUCGAAUAACCUAACUUUCAUAAAACACAAAAUGCAUUGAUUUAGACAAAUGCUUUUGUUUUAUAAAACAAUGUACAGAUUGCGCCA